AUUUUUCCCAACCCUGCAAAAUGAAUACGAACGCGUCACUUAGUGACGUCACUGCAACGUUACUGUGCCUCGUCAGUCAUCAGAGUGAACGGACGCCGUGUUGAAGUACAACAGAUUGUUUGUUUGUUUGUUCGAUUAGACUCACUAUGAGCUCAAAACAAAAUGUAUUCUCCGUUAGCUUUGUGGCUGCUGUGUGUUGGUGUUGUUUUCAGGGAGUCUCUGGGCUGCAUUACGUGUUUAGUGGAUGUAAACCAAAGAACUCGCCUGUGUUGGGGCUACACGAUCAGCGAAAACAAAGUCCAGAGUAUGGACGCGUGCUUCAAUACACUCAAACGUCUUUUCGACGACAACGCCCAAGUCCUCCAGGCUGGCAGAGUAGGUAAAGCCUAUGGAAAAAAACUGGCCGACAUCAUGAAAGCAGAGAUCCAGCUCCUCGUGGACGAGUUUGACAAAAAACAAAAUCCUGACACACUGUAUGAGACUAGGUUGCAGACAGCCGCAGACAAUUUCAUCGCUAAAGCCCACAAACUGCCUCGAGACAAUGGAUGCGUCCCCCCGUGCGGUUUUCAGGUUGAAGGUGCCAUUUAUAGCUGUAUUAGCUGCAAGUACGAUUCCUGCGCAUUCCCACUUGACUGUCCAGCUGAGAAUAUGACGGUUGCAGAGAACAACAAGACUCAAAUGCUAUGCAAAGUGUCAUUUCCGUUACCAAGCAGCAUUGGGAUAGUAUGGAGGUUUGCAGAGCAGGUGAAAACUCAGGAGGUGGAUCAGUUUAGAGAAAUGACAAUGGGGGAGGACAAUCUUUAUUCCAUCCCUUCCACCAGGAAGUAUCAUCAGGGCACUUACCAGUGUGAGAUAUACUCAGAGAAAACAUCUAUUGUCAGACUUUACUUCUAUCUCACAGUGACCCCCCAUGUUGUAGUCGUACUCGGCCAUUCCAGGCUGCAGGAGAUAUUUGAGCUGUCUCUGCUCCCAGGAGGGAAGUUACACACUGGUGCUCCUCUCCCCUCUCAGCAACACCUCGUGCUCAUCGCCAUCUGCUUUACAUCUUUGCUGCUCCUCCUAAUCCUAUCCUUAGGGACUCUGUUUUUGUUAUCACAGGCAGAAAAAACAACUGUCCCUGAACGCAUCAGCGGAAUUGAAGAUUUAGGAUCCAUCCAUCCAUUUUCUACCGCUUGUCCCUUUUUUGGGGUCGCGGGGGGUGCUGGAGCCUUUCUCAGCUGCAUUCGGGCGGAAGAUGGGGUACACCCUGGACAAGUCGCCACCUCAUCACAGGGCCAACACAGAUAGACAGACAACAUUCACACUCACAUUCACUCACAAGGGUCCAUCCAUCCAUUUUCUACCGCUUAUUCCCUUCGGGGUCCUGAGAGAUAUUAGGUACUCUUAACAGCCCUUUCAGAUGAUGAACAAAGGCUGCAGUUCAUUCUUUUUACCACCAGAGAGCGGCAGAGACAAUGGAGUAGCGGUUUUUGAUCAUAGCAAGGUUUAUAAUAAUGAUGAUGACAUUAAUGAUAGCAAGAGCAAUAAUCAGACAUUUAUCUCAACGGGAAAGUCUGUGUACACGCCCUGAUUAGAGUUAGAGUUAGAGUUUGAGUUUAUUUCGAACAUGCAAGCAUACAACAUAAUACAUCACAAUUUCCAGUUUCUCUUUUCAACAUGUUCGAAAAGGAGUAGGAAGAAGCAGAGCUGAUUUAAUCCUACCCCUUUUCUUUACAUAACAGUUGCUGAAACUUUUUUAUUCACUUCCUGUUCUCAAUUUAUUCACAAUAACUCCAUAGGUAAUCACAAUAAAAAUAAAUAAAUAAAUAAUAGUAAGAAUUUAAUAAUAAUAAUUGGUGAAGUAAGUCAUAUUUCAUGUGAUGAGAUAAGUAAGAUUACUUUAAGAAUGAAUGAAUGGAUGGAUGAAAUAAAUUGAGAAUGUUUGUCAUGGUUCUUUGUACUUUGUAAACACUUUAAGUUUGAAGAGUUUCUUGAAGUGGAUCAUAUUAGUACAUUGUUUGAUUGCUUUGCUUAAUCCAUUCCAUAAUUUAAUUCCACAUAUUGAUAUACUGAAGGUCUUAAGUGUUGUACGUGCGUACAAAUAUUUUAAAUUAAAUUUUUCUCUCAAGAUUAUAUUUCUCUUGUUGAGAAUUGUUGUAUAUUCUUGGGUAGCAGGUUAUUGUUUGCUUUGUGCAUAAUUUUAGCUGUUUACAAAUUCACUAUGUCGUGGAAUUUCAGUAUCUUUGAUUUGUAUGGAUUUGUAUGUUCUCUAUACCCAACAUUAUGUAUUAUUCUAACUGAUCUUUUUUGUAACACAGUUAAUGAAUGAAGUGUACUUUUGUAAUUAUUUCCCCAUAUUUCUACACAGUAGCUCAGAUAUGGUAACACUAGUGAGCAGUAGAGAAUAUGAAGUGAUUUUUUGUGUAGAACAUGUUUUGCUUUAUUCAUUAUUGACGAGUUUCUUGCUACUUUAUGUUGUAUAUUUUUUACGUGAGAUUUCCAGUUCAAUUUAUCAGUCAUUAUACAUAGACAUUUGGUUUCAUUUACUCUUUCAAUUUCUUUUCCGUCUAUUUGUAUUUGUGUUUGACUUUCUCUACUACUGUUACCAAAUAGCAUUUUAGUUUUGCUGAGAUUCAACGAUAAUCUAUUUUUGUCAAACCAUAUUUUUAAUUUGUUAAUUUCUUCUGUUAUUUGUAUUAUCUCCUGUGUGUUCUCUCCUGAACAAAACACUGUUGUAUCAUCCGCAAAUAAUACUAACUUUAAAUCUUUUGUAACUUUACAAAUGUCAUUUAUAUAGAGAUUGAAUAAUUUAGGUCCUAAUAUUGAUCCCUGAGGUACACCACAGGAUAUAUUUAGCGUUGUAGACGUGUGUUCGCCUAGCUUCACGUAUUGUUUCCUGUUCGUUAGAUAACUUCUUAUCCAGUUUAAGACUAACCCUCUGAUGCCAUAUCGUUCUAGUUUUUUGAUUAAAAUAUUGUGAUUAAUUGUGUCAAAUGCUUUAGUUAGAUCCAUAAAAACUGAUUACAUUCCUAAGUACAUUUUAUUAAGUUCCAGUCUAGUGAAAAUGACUUAUUUUUCAUUCUAGAAUAGUUUAUAUUUGUAGUUUUAUUUGACCAAUUCUGUAAUGUAUUUUUUAUGUUCAGGGACAUGGAUUUUAAAAUGUACUUCUGACACAAGAAUACAUUUUUAGAAACCGGCAAAUCUAUUUCUAAUGUGAAAGUUUGUGUCAUUCAAACAUUUUAGCUACUGCCCGAUACACAAUUGAUUCAGCGUAACAAAUUAAUAUUUGCAUAAUUUUUAUGAUGCAAUUUAGUAUAAAUUAUUCGUAUUGUGUACUGUCAAUGUUCCUUGUAGUAUCUCUUGGCCACAGGGAGGCAGAAACAUGCGCGAAACUGCCAGUGAGAUUCUGUGGGCCAGAGUAUAUUGGACACUAGAUGUUUAUAUUUUAUAUCUGUGAACAUAUCUAUCAUUAAGUUAAAGCUUUUGUGAUAGGUGUCCACCCUAAACACUCAGUGUGCCUUUGAGGUCAGGUCAAGAAAUAAUUCAGUUACAUAUACAUUCAAAGCUGUCAUCAUUGAAACAUGUAUAAUUAUUAUUUAAUAACGGUGACGCAUAACAAACAAACACUUGAAUUUGAUUUGACUGGGUAUUGACUUAAGUUGUUAUUGUUCCCUAUUUAUUCACAGUGACAUAACUUUUAAGGUGUGAUCAAACCUCCAGUUCUGAAAAUGUAUUUUAAUCAUUAAUUUUCAAUCAAUGAAAUCUGGAGUCAAUUGACAUGGCCACAUUCUGAGUUUCCUUUCUUAUUAAGUUGCUUUAGUAGAAUGUUUAGAGUCAUUAUCUAACAAACAAAGUUUAGUCGAUUACACCUCACAUUACAUCUUGUUAUUUCUGUCAGCACUCACAUCAUUAAUAGGCACCAGUGAACAUGUUCUAUUAGCAGUCAUGCUUGACUGUGCUAUAACAUGCCGACACCAUGUUUGAUACAUGCUGUGGUCAUUUGUGAAAUCAUACGCUGUUCCUUUUUCCAUACUUUAACAGUCUAAUGAUGGUUUCAUCUGUUCGAAGAAUCUGAUCCCGGAAAAUGGGGAGCUUUUGGUGCUUUCUGGCAAAGUGGAAUCUGGCUUUCCUGUUCUUGAACACUACUAGUGGUUUGCACCUUAUUAAUUUUGUAGUUUGAGUUAACGACCUUGCCCUGCAGUAUUACCGCUUUGCUUUAACUAGGAAAUCUUGAAUCACACUAA
Entelurus aequoreus (snake pipefish) is the source of this 4223-nucleotide messenger RNA. It is a transcript of the gene spaca6, whose product is annotated as sperm acrosome associated 6. The transcript has 9 exons. Gene Ontology annotation, biological process: fusion of sperm to egg plasma membrane involved in single fertilization. Lineage: Eukaryota; Metazoa; Chordata; Actinopteri; Syngnathiformes; Syngnathidae. Bases 163 to 1287 code for a protein of 374 amino acids. The record is from RefSeq and is a predicted model, not a curated record.